ACUCCCCGCCGGGCCCCGCCGUGGGGCCACCAUUCCGUCCCCGUCGCUGUCCCGCGAUGCUGCGGUGGCUGCUGCUCUGCGGGGCCCUGGGCUGCGGGGCAGAGCCGGCGGCCCCCCUCGCCUUCACCAUGCUGCAGCAGACCCGCGUGUCCGGAGGCAGCUCCGUCUUCUGGGGCAACGCCAGCCUGGACGGGCGGCUCAGCCACCGCCUCGAGGGGCUCAACGUCACCCAGCUGCUGCCGCUGGAGCCCCCGGACGCCUGGGCCAGGCGGCAGCAGGACGUCACCACCUACCUGUGCUACUUCAGCCAGCUGGUGAAGCUCUUCAGCAAGGAGAGACCCAUCAACUACACCCAGAGCCUGUGCUGCCGCCUGGGCUGCCGCCUGUUCCCCAACGGCUCUGCCCACAGCUUCUACGAGGUGACCCUCAACGGGACGGCUUUCCUCAGCUUCCACGUGCCCAACGCCACGUGGCAGCGGCGCUGGCCCGGCACCGAGCCCGUGGCCGCCUUUGCCGAGAGGGAGCUGAUGAAGUACCCCAUGACCACCCAGCAGCUCCAGCGCUUCCUCAACAGCACCUGCGUGGGCAUCCUGCGGGCUCAGCGCGCCGGGACGGGGAAGAGGAGCGGCCGGUCACACGCCCCGCUGGUGCUGGGCCUGGUCCUGGGCACCUUCUCCUUGCUGGGCAUGGCCGUGGGGAUCUUCCUGUGCACGGGAGGGAGCUGCUAGCGGGGCGCCUGGGGACAGAGGCAGUGCCCUGUGAGGGAUGUGGCUCCCUGCUGCUGCAGACUGCUGCUGAGGGACGCUGGGGGCUGCCCUGCCUGCUCCCAGCAGGGCUGGUCCCCCCCUUCCCCGCAGCUGCCCACCCUGGGGACGGUGCCCACGCCAGGCUGGCGCCGUGCACCGAGCCAACGCAGAAACACGCUCGGCACGGGUGGAAACCAUGGAGGAGAUGGGGGAGGAAGGCAGGAGAAGCAGCCCAGCAAGGGCUAAAAGUGGAGGUCACACCUUUGUGGCACUGCUGUGAGAUGUCACCCCAAUAAAAACCUCCUGUCAGCUCCCACCCUGCAGCGUUUGGCUGCUCUGCUCUGCUCUCACAGCCCAGCACAGGCAGGAGCUGCCGUGGGAGCUUGUCCUGAACGUGUCCCAUGAGGGUGAGGAGCCCAGAGGGUGCAGGAGUGUGGGGUCCCAUGAGGAUGAGGAGCCCAGAGGGUGCACGAGUGUGGGGUCCCAUGAGGAUGAGGAGCCCAGAGGGUGCAGGACUGUGGGGUCCCAUGAGGAUGAGGAGCCCAGAGGGUGCAGGAGUGUGGGGUCCCAUGAGGAUGAGGAGCCCAGAGGGUGCAGGAGUGUGGGGUCCCAUGAGGAUGAGGAGCCCAGAGGGUGCAGGAGUGUGGGGUCCCAUGAGGAUGAGGAGUCCAGAGGGGUGCAGGAGUGUGGGGUCCCAUGAGGGUGAGGAGCCCAGAGGGUGCAGGAGUGUGGGGUCCCAUGAGGGUGAGGAGCCCAGAGGGUGCAGGAGUGUGGGGUCCCAUGAGGAUGAGGAGUCCAGAGGGGUGCAGGAGUGUGGGGUCCCAUGAGGAUGAGGAGCACAGGGGGUGCAGGAGUGUGGGGUCCCAUGAGGAUGAGGAGUCCAGAGGGUGCAGGAGUGUGGGGUCCCAUGAGGGUGAGGAGCCCAGGGGGUGCAGGAGUGUGGGGUCCCAUGAGGGUGAGGAGCCCAGGGGGUGCAGGAGUGUGGGGUCCCAUGAGGGUGAGAAGCCCAGAGGGUGCAGGAGUGUGGGGUCCCAUGAGGAUGAGGAGCCCAGGGGGGUGCAGGAGUGUGGGGUCCCAUGAGGAUGAGGAGCCCAGGGGCUGCAGGAGUGUGGGGUCCCAUGAGGGUGAGGGUCCCAGGGGAGUGCAGGAGUGUGGGGUCCCAUGAGGAUGAGGGUCCCAGGGGAGUGCAGGAGUGUGGGGCUGCCGGGUGAGGGGCUGGGCAGACACAGGGCACAGCAGGAGCUUGCUCCCUGAGCCCAGAUAAAGCCAUAGUGAGCUGCCUCACUUGCCUGGUCCAACAGCUUUCACUGCUUUCUUUUCUGCAGUCUGGAUCUGAGCUCAAAGCUGCUCUUUGGCUGCUUAGACUCUGAUGAUAUUAGUAAUAAAUCCCUGACUC
Molecule: messenger RNA, 2142 nt
Organism: Colius striatus (speckled mousebird)
Lineage: Eukaryota; Metazoa; Chordata; Aves; Coliiformes; Coliidae
Gene: PROCR
Product: protein C receptor
Exons: 4
Coding region: 57-728 (223 amino acids)
Biological process (GO): negative regulation of coagulation
Molecular function (GO): signaling receptor activity
Source: RefSeq, a predicted model, not a curated record